This is a messenger RNA of Striga hermonthica, 1440 nucleotides long. The record is from the annotation of a GenBank genome assembly. Lineage: Eukaryota; Viridiplantae; Streptophyta; Magnoliopsida; Lamiales; Orobanchaceae.
AUGGGAAUCAAACGUCCAUUAGAUGCGGAAGAGUUUCCAGAGCCUUCCUUCAGCCUACCUAAACCGCUUGAUUAUAACAAAAAGCUCAAUUUAAAUAUAGAUGAAUCUCACAUAAGUACUCCAAUAGCUGAUUUUCCUGGUGGAGCGAAGAACGCGCUCUAUGAGUUCCAUUAUGAUGAACCUCUCGAGCACGACGAGCCAGACGAUACUUAUCCCGCUGACAGAGAAUUCGAGCCGAGUGCACUCUUUUCUCUAGGCACCAGCAGCAGUAGUGAGGAAGAAGAUUGCGGAGAAGGACCCACCUCUUUCUGGCCCUAUCUCCCAGAAAACGACUUCAGCAUACCAAGGCGCCCUACCGAACGUUUUCAGAACCCGUACAUCUCCUUACUGUACGGGCCUCCCAGGAAGGAAGUCCCAGUUGGGCCGGACUACCAAGCUCAAAUCCCUACAUGUGACCCGAGCGCCAGCCAGAAAGAACUUCCCUUGAUGGGGACCCGCAUUAUCUCUAUGCCCGACACAAAUGACUUGACCCUAGAUGGGCUCGGGCGGGCUGCCUGCAUCUGCCUUGACACUGGCUCCAUGAGGUGCGUGCAGCAGCAUGUGAAGGAGGCAAGGGGAAAGCUACUCGACUCAGUCGGGCCCGAGAAUUUCGUGAAGCUGGGCUUGGACGAGAUGGGGGAGGAGGUGGCCCGAAAGUGGGGCCAGGACGAGGAGCGGGCCUUUCAUGAGAUUGUCCUAUCCAACCGUGUCGUGUUCUGGGAGCACCUGCGGGCCGAGUUCCCGGCCCGAACGAUGAGGGAGUUUGUCAGCUAUUACUUCAAUGUGUUCAUGCUCCGGAGGCGGGCCGCCCAGAAUAGGUCGUUCGUGCUUGAGAUUGAUAGUGAUGACGAUGAGGGGCGGGAGGAGGAUCUUGAUUCGGUGUAUAAUGACGAGGCCCGGGGGCAAAAUGGGGAAUGCUAUUUUUUCUGUGGGGGUGAGGAAGGAGAUGUUGCCGGGUCGACGGUGAAGUCUUUGGGUGACGGGGAUUUGGAUGCCAGCUGGAUGGACGAGUUCUGGGCCGAGCCUGGGAAAGUCGAUGGGGAUAACAAGGCUGGAAAACAAGAAAACUCAUGUGGUGCUGAUGUUGAUGUUGAGAAGAAAGAUGGUUUUGGAAGAGAAAACGAGGCGGCCAGACGAGAUGAUGAGAAGGUGCAUGACGAGCCUGAAUUCGAACAUGUCGAACGGAUCCAACUCAUAGAUGAUGUCUUCUUGAUCCUCGCCACAAAAGUACGACGGAGGCGAUCAGGUGCAGGACGCGUUGUCAGGUCCCCGACCGCAACUGCCACGCCUAGCCUCCGGCCAGCGGCGCGUGCGCUUGUUGUGGUCACGUGUGACCAGUGCCAGAUGAAUGUCCUCUACUGCCGUCCGCAACGUCGUUUUGUUUGGGGGGCAUGGGUGUAA